Molecule: messenger RNA, 2523 nt
Organism: Ornithodoros turicata
Lineage: Eukaryota; Metazoa; Arthropoda; Arachnida; Ixodida; Argasidae
Product: cytochrome P450 307a1-like
Exons: 7
Coding region: 86-1552 (488 amino acids)
Molecular function (GO): oxidoreductase activity, acting on paired donors, with incorporation or reduction of molecular oxygen; heme binding; monooxygenase activity
Source: RefSeq, a predicted model, not a curated record
CACGACUCGUCGACCAAUCGCGAGUGACAUACUCUCGUUCCUGCGUGCUAGAAGUGACUGCAGGUAGGGCAGUGAACCAAACGCCAUGUUUCCGUGGUUCUCAGCUGCGUGGACCGUGCUCCUGGUGUUCAGCAGCUGUUUGUUCUGUUAUAUCCGCUUCAGAAGACGCCAGCAGGCUCCGGGGCCCUGGGGAUUGCCGGUCAUCGGCGCUUCGCACAUCGUGGCUAGGUAUGAAAACCCCUGGGAAGCAUUCUCUGCGCUGAGCAGGCUGUACGGCAGUGUGUUCCAGCUAUGCCUCGGCUCCCGCACAUGUCUGGUGGUGAGCUCCCCGGACGCCUUACGACAAGUACUCCUGGGCAAGGCUGCCAACGAUUUCGUCGAUCGUCCAGACUUCCUUCGCUAUCAUGCCAUCUUCAGAGGGGACCGCAAUUUAUCGAUGGCUCUCUGCGACUGGUCCUCAAAGCACCGACGUCGUCGCGAGUUGACUCACAGUUGGCUGCACCCUCGAGCAGGAUCGGAUUCUCGCGCCCGACUGAGCCGCUGUGUGCACCAGGAAUUGAGCGCUCUCCUGGAGCACCUCGACGCGACUCAGGGCCAAGCUGUGGACGUCCGAGCCGCCCUGAGGCUGUCCGCGGCAAAUGUCUUCUUCGAUUUCAUCUGUUCCAGGAGGUUUUCUCGGGACGACAAAGCCUUCAUGGAAGUCGUACGUCUCUACGAUGUGGUCUUCCAGGAGCUCUUCCAGGGCUUUGCCUUGGACUUCAUGCCGUGGCUCAAGCUUGUGCAUAGUAAGAAGCUCAAUCAUCUUCGCGAGCAAGCGACACACAUAUCGCAGCUCACCACCAAAAUAGUGGAGGACCGAGAGCAGGAAGGCUGCAAGAAAGAUGGAGACCUGGUAGAUCUGUUGCUGCUGUCCAUGCAAGACGGGGAGCCAGAUAGCUUGGACAAACUGGAAAUCGAAGUCGUGCUGGAUGACCUCCUCGGUGGACACUCGGUCGUAGCCAACCUUUGGUUGUGGGCAAUCUAUAUCUUGGCGAGCUACGGGGAGGAAGCACAGAAGAACCUUGCAGAGGAAGCACGGCGUUCGUUCUCCAACGGUAGCGCUGAUGAAGACCAGCAGCUUCAUUACGCGGAAGCAACGCUCUACGAGAUUCUGCGUAUGGUCAACUCGCCAAUUAUCCCACAUGUGUGCUCGAAAGACACCACCUUGCAAGGGUAUCGGAUAUCAAAGGGAACUAUGGUGAUGUUCAACACGCACGAUCUCAACUUCUCAACAGAUCUGUGGGAAGAUCCCUGGAGCUUCCGACCAGAAAGGUUUUUGAACAACAGCACAGUGAGCAAACCUGCUCACUUUGUGCCAUUCGGCACGGGCCGUCGGGCCUGUCUCGGAGACGGCUUAGUACGAGCUAUCCUAGUGCCGGGAAUGGCUGCACUUUGCCAGCGUUUCCGAAUAGGUCUUGGUCCGGGUCAGGCUCCGGCAGAUCUCAAACGGCAACGUACCCGGGUCAUCUUUGAUCGAGACCCUCAGCUGACUUUCCUUCCGCGCGUGUUUUAGGCUUCGUAUCAUAACUUAAUUUCGCGAUCUCAACGUAUACCAUAGCUCAGUCAGCACGUGUCUCUAGCAACCUUUAUCUGUUUUCCCUACUGAGAUCCAAAGAACUUUUUGCUUGCUUGAGCUUUGUUUUCUCGUUGUCCGUAUUACAUGUCUGCGUACAGUGUUCUAAGUGCAGAGUGUGAUGUGGGUUGUACAAAGGUGUAUGCGAAGCAAGACUCCUGUAUAUAUGAACUUUGACCCGUCGGUAUAACCAAUCAUUCGGCGUUUACUUCUGGAACUGUUCCUUUGUCGUUGCGUUAUGUUGGAUCUCCAGUUGGUUCAAAAUUUCUAGAUAGAUAAUGAUACAGGCUUGUAAUACCUACUGCGCUAUAUGAUACGUACGCAGUGCGUACAUCUCGGCAUAUGUUAAUUGACUUGCGCGAAGCGUGGAACAUUUAGGCUGUCUAUGCCUUGAGGGUAGCUUGCCAGUGUUUGUCCCACAUGGUUUGAUGUGCACCGAGCUACAGUGCACGGGUGGUGGUCGAGGCCCGGGUUACGGCUUCUCCGGGGGGUCGGCAAACGGUACCCAAUGGGAAGCGCGACAUACCGCUCGGCUUGACCCACCACGAGAACACCGCGCGGAUCGGCGGCAUGCCCUUGCCCCGGUCGUAGGUGUCUCGGCCACUACCUCUGGUACUACGGAUCUUUUCAACAAGUUUUCGUAGGAUGAGUUCCCGUCUUGAAGUACUUCCUGGUGAGGGAUACCUGCGACCUGUGCAGGGGCGUGCGGCUGAACGCGUCGUGCCGUGACGAGCCUGCGGAGGUCGCGAUGUCCCAGGACCGAGGCCCGGUGCCCCGGAGUCGCCGUUUCCCGGGUCCCUCACCAGGUGCCUGGGAACGUUGUGUACAUGUGCUUAACGUCUGUUUUUAGGAACUCUUGUACAGCUAGCUGUUUUUAAAUAAAUGGUGUAUGCAUCAUUUUUACAUGAAGA